Messenger RNA from Actinia tenebrosa (Australian red waratah sea anemone), 9593 nucleotides. RefSeq names its product lipopolysaccharide-responsive and beige-like anchor protein. Gene Ontology annotation, molecular function: protein kinase binding. The record is from RefSeq and is a predicted model, not a curated record. Gene Ontology annotation, biological process: intracellular protein localization. Lineage: Eukaryota; Metazoa; Cnidaria; Anthozoa; Actiniaria; Actiniidae. Gene Ontology annotation, cellular component: membrane; cytosol.
ACAUGGCGGACGCGGAAGGCGAAGAUGAAAGGUCAGUAAAACCUCCCGAAGAACAAGAAAACCACGAGCCUAAAGACGACGAAAACCCACCAAGAGGCAAGCUAGAUAGACUGAGGUCCUUCAGUACUGCAAGUCUUGUGGCUAGGAAUAAGUUAGCUUCGUUAAUCCAGAUUGCAAGUGAAGCGGAGAGCGAUGGUAAAACUGAUCAUAAGAAAGUUGCGGAUAAAGUGUUUGACUCGCUCGUGGGAGGAACAUUUGAUCUUGAAGGUCGCUUUACCAUCCAAGAUUCAGCUGACUUACUGAUUUUACUAGAGCUUCUUGAACACUGUAAUGUCUCACUCAAGGUUGAAAUACUUGGUCUAUUGAUUGCUAUUCUAAGGAAAAGUGUUCCUAACCUCCAGGCAGCUACUAAAAUAGGAUUAAUUGAACGAAUUCUUAGCCGUCUGCCCACUGAACCAGAAAUAGUGGCUCAUAAGCUUGUGGAGUUACUAGGAAUAUUGUCCAGUUAUAGUAUUACAGUAAAAGAACUAAAGAACCUACUUGGUGCAUUGAAGGGAGACCAAGAGUCAUGGCCACUUCAUGCUAUAAAGCUACUGAAAGUAUUGAAACUGAUGUUAGAGAAGCAUGGACCAGAUGUGUACUUCAACUUUACUGGACAGGAUGGAGCUGCUAUCACUCUUCCUCCCAUCUCCAAAUGGCCACUGCAGAGUGGCUUUACAUUUUCUACCUGGGUUUGUCUUGACACUUCACACAUGGCUGAUGCUCCGAAAUGUAAACCAUUUCUUUAUUGUUUUCGCACAGGCAAAGGCCUUGGUUACUCUGCUCACUUCUCUGGUCCAAUGCUUGUACUUGAAGCAGCUGUGAAGGCUGGCAAAAAGGAGAACAAAGUCCACACUCAUCUUGUCAAAUUUGAUUUCCGCCCGCAACAGUGGUACAUGGUUACAGUAGUGUACACUUACAACCGAUUCAGGUCCAGUGAAGUGCGCUGUUUUGUCAAUGGAAAACUUUCGUCAUCAGGAGAUCUGACAUUGCUGCAUACUAAUGAACCUUUUGACAAGUGCUACAUUGGGUCAUCCCCCAAGGCAGAUGUGACCAGUGUCUUCCAUGGCCAAACAGCUGCUGUCUAUGUGUUCUCAGACGCCUUAACACCUAAUACUAUAGCAGCUAUCCACAGACUGGGUCCAGGAUACAUGGGACAGUUCAAAUUUGCAGCGGAAAUUGAUAUUCCUAUCUCAGAGCAAGACAGAAGGGUUCUCUAUGAUGGACAUCUUGCAUCAAGUAUCAUGUUCAUGUACAGUCCUAAGUCGUGUGACCAACAGUUGUGCAUGGAAGCCUCACCUACUGAAAACACCUCAUAUUUUUGUCAUUCCCCUCACGCACUUAUGCUUGAGGGUGUCCAGGCUGUAAUCACUCAUUCAUUUCAAAGUGCGCUUCAUUCACUUGGCGGAAUUCAGAUGCUUCUUCCUCUCUUUACUCAACUUGAUUUUGCGCAAGACGAAAAUGAAUCCGCACCAGACGUAACGAUAUGUGCUGUUUUGCUGUCUCUGCUUUCCGAUCUACUCAAAAGUUCUUCCACGAGUCAACAGCAGAUGAUGCGAUGUCAGGGAUUCCUUGUUAUCAGUAACAUUCUUGAAAAGACAAGCGUACCUUACCUCACGGAACAGUCAUUGAACAUACUGCUCUCCCUUGCAAGGCAUCUGUUGUAUACCCCAGGAGGUGGACCGUUGCUAGGUAGCCUUCUAGAUCACGUGUUGUUCAACCCUAACCUAUGGGUGAAGACUUCUGCUAAGGUACAACUUCAGCUAUUCAGUGUAUUUGCGACAGACCUUGUGACGGGAUUAGGGGGUGCUGCACAUAUUCGACGAGAGGUUGGAGUCAGAAGACUGAUGUACAUGUUAAAAAAAUAUUACUGGCUUGAUCGCCCUGUCGAACAGAUUGACAAUGGCACCCCACGUCCUAGUAAAGAAGACGUCAAGUCUCUUCGAGCAUUCCUACUUCUUCUAGUAAAACAGCUUGUCCUGAAGGAUCACGGUAUAGCAGAAGAUGAAUUGUAUGGUAUUUUAGCCUACUUGGUUGCUACUAAAGAGGAAGAAAAUAUCCUGGACGUAUUGCAGCUGGUGUUAUCGAUCAUGACAGAGAAACCUGAAACAGCUGUUCCUGCUCUGGAUAAAGUAGAUGGUUUAAGGAUUAUUUUCAAGUUUCUAGACGCCUCUCUAGAGUCUGUCCGUGUAUUUGCCUUGAAGAUCAUUGGUUGUUUCAUCCAUAACUGUAAUAUUAAGCGAAAAGUGGAGCUUCUACAACAUUAUGGUUUGUUUUCAAUGAUCGGGAAGAAAAUCAUGAUACAUGGCCUGACGCUCACCACGUACAAUGUACUAUUUGAAAUAUUUGUUGGACGUGUAUCCAAACAAAUAGUCAGUGCACGACACCCUGAGCCAGACGCCAGCUAUGUCAUUCAUAAUCCAAAUCUCGCCCCUGUUAUCGUCAAAAUGCUGCACCAACUCGAAGACAAGUCUCCACUAAAUGAGCUCCCAGAAGCUUCAGCAGCAGAAGCGUCGAUUGAAUCAAGCAGCAACUCUUCACCAAAUGGAAAACACGACCUCAAACGCCUGUUCUUGUCUGAUCUGGUUCUGCUCCUCAAUCAUAGCAAAGAAAAUCGAAGUAUACUCUUACAGCUCUCCUGCUGGCAAGACUGGCUGUUUUCUUUAGCUUACAUAGAACCGAAAGACAAAGUCGAGCAGAGGACAACAGACACAGUGUUCUCGUUGUUUCGGAUGCUUCUUCACCAUGCGUUCCAAGAAGAACGAGAAGGCUGGCGGAUCUGGGUGGAUACACUGGCUAUUUUACAUGGAAAGGUCAGCCAAUACGACAAAGAAAAAGAAGAAAAGGAAGCAGAUGCCAAGAAAAACAAACCUCCAAAGACAAAAAGUGAUUCACAUCUAGUUCGCUCGCAGCACCUCGUUCGGACAAAAAGUGACUCUGACGCCGACCCCUCUAGACGAAGACCAAAAUCUCCAGAAUCUGAUGAUGAAAAAAAGAAGUUUUUCCAGUCGAUAUUAAAGGGAAAGAGCGCUUCUAGUAGCGAGAAGAUUGGACCUAUUCUUGAGGAGAAGGAAUCAACCGAUGAGAUUCCUAAAAGCUCUAAGGAAAACGAAACUCCAGAGAACCAUGCUUGCUCAUCAGAGGAAGAUGGUGAUGUGUCUGGGCUACCUGUUUCUGAGAAGGCUCCUGUUAUCGAUGAAAAGACUGGAAGCACAGAGACUGAAGGAUUAGAGGGGAAUACUCCUGUUGCUACAUCAGAAGACAGCGCGAAAAAUAAUGACACGAAGGAGAAGGAAACAGAUAUACAUCUGGAGAAAGAAUCUGAAUCUCCUAGUGAAGACAAAAAUGAGACUGCAAUUUCCCGCGAGGAAGGCGUAAAAGAAAAUUUAGAUAGUCAAGAAGGUAGGGAAGUCGGAGAUAAAACUGCGCAGGAUGUCGGUGAUGAUACUAAGGAAAAACCUGAGCCAGAAAUAGAUAAUAAGGAAGAGGAAAACGAAAGAAGUGUAACAGGUGUUGGAUCUGAUGUGCGGGGUACUGAAGUUGCUGAUUCUCAAAGUAAAAAUGUUUCAAAGAGCGUUCCUGGUCUUGCUGUGUGCGUGGAUUCGCCCAAGAAAGAUUUAGAAGAGAAAGUUGAAAAUGAAAGAAAGGGAUCAGGAUCGGGUAAUGAUGAUAAUGGUAGUGAAAUUAAGAAUGAAAGCGAAGAAAAAGAAAUCGCAACGAUUUCUGAGGCAGUCGUCAAAGAAGAUGAUUCUAGUGUUGUUUCGAUACCAAAAGGAUCUGAAGUUACUGAAGGACUUGAAGUAAAGUCACCUAAAGAGGAAUCUGGAGAACAAAGUAUUAGUGACAAUGAUAAAUCUAAAACGAACUCUGAAGGACCAUCCCACAUGGAGAAUGGGGAAUUGUUAGCUGAAGAAAGAGCGAAAGACCAGGAUAGUAGUAUUAGUUUAACAAUGAAAAGCUCGUUCAUAGGAGCAACAGCUGCUACCUCUGAGAAUGAAAAUGAAGUUGUAAAUAAUUCCCCAAGAGGAGCAAAAACUGAAGCACAAAGUACAGACGAUGAAGCCAGCGGUGCGUCCCCAGGUGCGCAGUCUCCGGAACCAAGCGGAAGCACGUCAGAAUCUCCGUGUACUAGUGCCCAGGGUUCUCCAAGUAGAAAUACCGACACGACCGCAGCAAGCCCAGAAGAGGCUUCUCAGUAUCGUGCACAUGUGAAUAUUCCCGAGUUUCUUUGGUCUACGAUGCAUCAGCGUUUACUUGGUGAUUUACUCUUUGCUAUCGAAUCAGAUUUACAGGUUUGGCGAAGCCACACUCGUAAAACUGUCAUGGAUUUCGUCAAUUCCAAAGAAAACACUACAUACAUCUGGAAUCUCGCUCACUUCGUCUCCGUACUCGCGGACAACAUCGUCUACGCAUGUGGAGACUUGCUUCCUCUCUUGUCCUCCGUAACGUCACGUGACUAUACCCAGGACGUCAUCCAACCCUGUGGCGGAAUGAACCUGGAGACGAGCUUCUCGUUUCUUAAUCGACUAAUGUCAUUGGUGGAUGUGAUUGUGUUUACCAGUUCUCUUGCGUUUGGUGGAGUAGAGUCGAAUAGAAACAUGAGUAAUGGGGGUUUUCUGAGACAGUGUCUUAGACUCGUGUUUUGUUGUGCGGCACGCAAUCGACUCGUCUGUCGACAACGCAACCGACCAAUAUUUCCGCUGGCCAAAGACGGCCGGGUUACCAAGAAAACCCUGAAAGAAACACGCGAAGCAAUCAAGGCACUUAUCGCUUCGACGGAGCCUCCAUCUGAGAUGGAUAUGCUUCAGAAUAUCCCCGGCCACAUGACCACCGUUACUGAUCCCGAAAAGCUUCUGCAAGAGAUGGACGUGAACCGACUGCGUGCUGUGGUAUACCGCGACUUCGAGGACAGCAGACAGGCUCAGUUCCUUGCAUUGACAGUAGUGUACUUCAUCGCUGUCAUGAUGGUAGCUAGGUAUAGGGAUCUACUGAAGAGUGAUGAGGGAGAUGGUAGAGGCAGGUUUAAUACAUCACCUUCUGCAGAAGAAAACACGCUCAACAUAAAUGGAGUAGACAAAACAAGAAACAGAGCCGCCAGCUGGGGUGGUCAGCGAAGCAAAACAGUAGACGCCGAAGAUGACGUUUUCUCUUACCAAGAGGAAUCGAUUGCGAUACCCACCAUUCCAAAGACGUCGGAAUUCAGUCGGUUAAGCUUAUCGGAGAAAGUCGAGGUCGGAUUUAAAUCAUGUGGUUCUCUGUUAAAAGAAAUUCUUCUGGACUUCAGCCCGUUUUUGUCCCGCGUGUUGCUUGGAAGCCACGGGCAAGAGUUGGUGUUUGAGGGAUUGUCUUGUCAAAAAAGUGAUUCUAGUGUUGAGCUCGUCAUGCUUCUGUGCUCUCAGGAAUGGCAGAACUCGUUACAGAGACAUGGAGGUGCUGCUUUUAUGGAGCUGAUCAACGAAGGCCGAUUACUGUCCCAUGCGAUGCGUGAACGCAUUGUCAUGACAACCAGCGAGGCAUACGUCAUCAUGGCCAAACUACAGGACAUCUCAAAGCAGAAGCAUGUCCAGUUUGAAGAACUCAGUAGGCUCACCCGAGAUCUUUAUUUGGAGAGCGAAGACCUGCAAAGCAAGAUGUUGGUUGCUUCAAGACGACGAGAUAGUAGUGUAGCUAAAGGCCUGCUCGUUAAGAUCCAAGACAUCCUAACGAGUGAACAAGGAGCUUGGGCACCAGCUGAACCAUCCUAUGAAGUAUCGUUCCAUCGUCUUGCUUUAUGUGAGGACGACAGCAGACGACGAAUGCUGCUCGUCAAGAACCAGCAUGGAUCGAGUCACCCAGAGGCUACUCUAAUCCAAUCCUUACAAGACACCGAAGACCUAUUGAGCAAGGAAGCACAACAAAAACUCAACUUCGCCAAAAUCUCAUCGUCUGCUAUCGAAGACUCCUACUCCUUAGACGAAGAGGAUAUCCUCAAUGAGAUCAUCACGGACGAGAAGAGCCUGGAAACUGAUGAUUCCGGUCAGGUCCUGUUCUCUACAAAUUGUCACAUGAUUGCGCCAUGUGUGGUCGUCCCAGGCUCCUUGACUAUCACCUCGACCGCACUGUUCUUCUCCGCUGACGAAGAUGAUGAAGAAUAUCGUAAACUCGACCCCAAGGUUCUGCUUUAUUUGGAUGGUCUGCAAGGCAAAUGGCCUGUCGAACAAAUCAAGGCUAUCUUUUCCAGGAGAUAUUUACUACAAAAUUGUGCUACGGAGAUUUUCUUUGCUGGUGGAUCUUCUGCGAUGUUCAAGUUUUCUGAUCAACAGACCGUGAAGAAAGUGGUGAGGGCACUUCCCCCUGUAGGGGUGGGGUCGUUCUAUGGAGUCACACAAACAAGAGCCGCUUCGCUAUAUUCUCCAAAACAACUUUUCCAGAAGUCCACCAUGACACAACGAUGGCAGCGAGGAGAGAUCGAUAACUUCCAAUAUCUCAUGUUCCUUAACACCAUAGCGGGACGCACUUACUGUGAUUUGAACCAGUAUCCAGUCUUCCCGUGGGUGUUAACAAACUAUGACUCGCCAACUAUUGAUCUGAAAGAUCAUAACAACUACAGAGAUCUCUCUAAGCCCAUUGGUGCUUUGAACCCAAGUCGUCACAGUCAGUUCGUAGAGCGCUACGCAUCUUGGGACGAGAAUGAUGACAUUCCUCCAUUCCACUACGGUACUCACUACUCUACAUCAGGAUUCACUCUUGCUUGGCUCAUACGCUUGGAACCUUUUGCAACCAUGUUCCUUAACCUUCAAGGCGGUAAAUUUGACCAUCCCGGUAGAACGUUCUGUAGCAUUCAGAGGGCUUGGAAUAAUUGUCAAAGGGAUACCUCAGACGUCAAGGAACUGAUCCCUGAACUUUUCUACCUUCCUGAAAUGUUCCGCAACAGUAACAGGUUCACAUUUGGAGUAGACGAUGACGGGACGGUCAUCGAUGACGUAGAUCUUCCUGUAUGGGCGUCGUCUGCUGAACAUUUCAUCACCUUGCACAGGGCGGCUCUCGAGUCAGAUUAUGUUUCACUAYAUCUACAUGAAUGGAUUGACCUAAUCUUCGGCUUCAAACAAAGAGGUCCUGAGGCUGUUAAAGCAACGAAUGUGUUCUUUCAUCUGACGUAUGAAGGCAGUGUUGAUCUAGAUUCCAUCAGUGAUCCCGUCAUGAAAGAGGCUGUACAGCAGCAAAUCAAGAGCUUUGGACAAACACCAUCACAGUUAUUAUUAGAACCUCAUUUACCUCGUAUCACACCAGAACAACAGGCCCUACUCAAUAAAGAGCCAUUUAAGAGUAUAUACUUAACAUUCAAGGUAACAGAGAAUGUACCUGUAACAUACGUUGCUGCGCACACAGCUAAUCAUCAAGUCUAUCCCGCCGUGGUCACCAUCAGUUGUAACCAGUGCUUUUCUAUCAAUCGCUGGGUGAAUAUAGAUUCGUUGCAAAGUCUUCGUGGAGCUCAGAUAGAACAGGAUCCCAUGCUAGCGACUCCUGCGGGUCGUCAAAGACGUCAGCUUGGUGAACCACUGGAUCAGAACGUCACCCCAAGCGCCUCCUGUUUUGUUGUCACUGGUGAUAACAGGACGAUUAUGGCGUGCGGCUACUGGGAUAACAGUUUUAAAUGCUUUUCCACUGAUAGCGGUAAAUUAACACAGUGCGUGUUUGGGCACUGGGACGUGGUCAUGUGUCUUGCCUACAAUCAACACGCUGGUCUGAUGGGAGGUUAUGGGAUCGUAGUGUCAGGAUCACGUGACGCAACACUGUUGGUGUGGCACUGGAACGAACGGAUGCAGAGAAUUGUCGCGACGGACGGAUCAACUGAUGCUAGUCCAUCUCCUCUGGCGAUCUUGACCGGCCAUGAACAGCCUAUCACUUGUGUAGAUGUCAAUGCGUCAUUAGGACUAGUGGUUAGUGGAUCACAAGAGGGUCCCUGUUUGGUGCACACCCUGACAGGGGAUCGUCUCCAUAUUCUCUACGSACCAAGUGACUGCAUUAGACCACGUCUGGUUCGUCUACUAUCAUCGGGUAUGAUACUAGUCAACUAUACAGACAACAGUGGUCACCUAGCAGUCUUUACUAUCAAUGGCAUGAUGAUUGAGGCCAAGAAACUAGAUGAUCAUGUGCUGGCCAUUGCAGUUUCCAAGGAUGGUUCUUUUAUGUUAGCUGGUGGAUUCAGUCGAUACUUGACAGUAUGGCGGACUCAUGACUUGGCCUUAAUCCAUACUUAUCCACCCUGUGAUGGGAGUAUUCGUGCCUUGGCGAUAUCCACAGAUGAAAAGUGUCUCGUAGCAGGAUUAGCAUCAGGAAGCAUACUCGCCAUAGCAACGGACUUCAGCCGCUGGCCAUUAAUAUAAUCGUAGGCUCAACCUGUUUCUGUCUCAUAAUGUUCUCGAAUCCCUAGAAGCAAGCGAUACAUAAUUUCUCUACUAUAAACAUACCUCUAAACUCACAGGUCAUCUGUAAAUAGCACACUCCCAUCCUCUGAAAACCAGGAAUAAAAUUCUGUGCGAGAAACGAGCGACAGAAUUUUAUCCCUGCGUUCCCGAGGAUGGCACAAGCCUAGUUUUACAGGCUAUUCUCCUCGCUAUAAAGUAAUCGAACAGUGUCUGUCUAUGUAAAGCGUAUCGAGGAUUUGUUCAGGAUCUAGUCAGCGGUUUUACCAGGGAGGUGGGUAGGGAGGAGGGUUAUCCACAUGAAAACCACAGGGGGCCCAAAUUAUUAUUUAGUAUCCGCAAGACUAAACAGGUAUCACUUGGCUUUCUCUUUAAAAGUAUAACUAAAUAAUAAUAAUCUUAUGACAUAUAAUUGUAUAAUGUAAUGGUAAAUUUCAAUAUUUAAGAUGUAUGAGAAAGCACUGCAUAAUCGAAAAUUAUAGAGCGGUUAUGAUUUGGGAGCGAGAUUCGUUACGAUAUUAGUUUUGGUGACAAAACGACGCAUGCUCCAAAACGUACAGUUCAAUUAAUAGCAUGUCAAGCCAUAUGUUAAUGGCUAAUAACCGAAUGUAGGAUUUUUAUUAAUUCAUUUCGAUUUCCAAACGAAAUUAAAUAUACUAGGGAAAUGUAUUUAAGUGAUGAUGCACCGACUGAAGAGAAAUCAAAGCACAAAAUAGAAGAUUAUAAUUCAUAAUUGUUGGUGAUUCACGAUCGAUUCUUUGAUCUGAAGGGUUUUUACUUACUAAUUUCAAUUUGAAAUAUCCCCUCGGAGGGGUUAAGAUAGGACUUUUUUCGUUAAGGUGUAAAUGUUAUGGAAAAAGCUACGCAAAAAAAAUCUCUCAUUUUUCGCUUGUCUAUUUCUCUAGCUCAAAAUGUAAAAUGAGAAUUGUAAUAACAGUACAAUAGGGAAGAAUUCGUACGAGUGGGAAACUUACGUAACGCAGUCUCCCGCUAAAACCAUUCGGGAAAGGCACACUGUACUUCCGCCAGUCGCAGUUCAUGACAGAGGCAGGAGGGUUAUGUAAGUUUACUAUUCAUAUACUUAGUCGAGUAUAAAAUAUUCCAAGUGCUCGAGAUAGUUAGUCAUUAAAAAUGACGUAUUGAUGAUAA